Messenger RNA from Spinacia oleracea (spinach), 703 nucleotides. RefSeq names its product EPIDERMAL PATTERNING FACTOR-like protein 2. The coding region runs from base 202 to 558 and encodes 118 amino acids. The record is from RefSeq and is a predicted model, not a curated record. The transcript is spliced from 2 exons. Lineage: Eukaryota; Viridiplantae; Streptophyta; Magnoliopsida; Caryophyllales; Amaranthaceae. Gene Ontology annotation, biological process: stomatal complex development; guard cell differentiation.
AGAAGAAUUGAAACUUUGAUCUCGAUCCAAGUAACUGUCUGUCUUAAAGGAAACAUCCAAAACCCCUUAAAGCUCAAAUUCUCAAAUUUCAUAUAAAUAUAUUUCUCAUUUGCUUCAUUUCAUAAUCUCAAAUCUCUUUUACAUAUACUUUCUCUCUCCUCUUAAAAUCUUUAUCUUCAUUUUCCUAGCUACACUCAAAUAAUGGCAAUUUCAACAACGUACCAACAUGGGAUAAAAUUGGUUAUCAUGGUUACCCUAGUCAUUUUCCUCGUAAAUUUACCUUCCAAAUCAGAUGCAAGAGAUAUAAUGAAGAGCGUAAAAACAGUGUUGGGUUCACGUCCGCCUAAUUGUAUGAACAAGUGCUCGGGUUGCCAUCCAUGUGUCGCGGCGCUUGUUGUUACUUAUAAGGGUUCUAGCGAUGAAUUAAGGGAUGCAAUCUCGCCAACAUCUUACAUUGGUUAUGAGCCAACAUCUUAUGAUGGUUAUGAAGAUAAUAAUCAUGAUAGUUAUUAUCUUGUAGAAUGGAAAUGCAAAUGCGGAAAUAAGUUGUUUCCUUAAAUUACUAAUUAGCAGUUUUAAUUAGUACAUGUAAGGUUGAAAUUAGAACACUAAUAAUUAAGUUACUUAUGAGAAUAUACUUCAUAUAUAUGUUCAAAUUUUCAACUUUUUUCACAUUAUUUUGUGUUGGGACGUACAUAUUUUC